CUUCCGCAUUCCCAAACCAGUCACAACGUCAUCCGGCCCUUCCAAAUCCUACAGUCGUCUCUCUCAGUGUUCGACGCCGAUACCAGGCUCGCCUUUUGUGUUUCCUUCUUGCCAUAAUUUACAUCAACACCCGCACAGCGCCUCGUUCCUGCCGUCAUACAGAAUCUCAGCAUUUACAAUAUUAGCUCACGACGCCCUCGCGCAGACAUCUCCAUCAGAGCCGGUCUCUCUCAGUCCUGUCGUUUCCACACCCUGCCCGCGACAAUCACCACCAGACGCCAACAUGCAGUUCAAGCUUGCCGCCCUGCCCCUCCUCGCCGCCCUCGCAGCGGCGCAGACGACAGCCGACAACAACACGAGCACCUCCAACGAGAGCCUAGCCGAGCUCAUCUCCCAGCUGCCUCAGUGCGCGAGGGGUUGCUUCACCUCGGCGGCAGAGCGAGCCGGCUGCGCCACUACAGACUUUGAGUGCAUCUGCAUCGACAACCGCCCGGCCUUCAUCGCCGCCAUCGCUCCCUGCGUCUUCCUCUCCACCUGCCAGCCCUCUGAGACAAGUGCCGCCACCAACGUCGCCACAGACUUCUGCCACAAGAUCUAUGCUAGCCCCAACGACACCGAGCUCGCUGCCGCGUCCAGCGCCGUCACAGCCGUGCUCGGCACGCCCGCACCCACACAGUCUUCGGAUCCCAACAGUGCUGCUGCUCGUCCCGUCAUCGGGCUGGGUCUCCUCGGCGCUGCGGUCAUGGCUGCUGUAGCCUUCUAAGAGAAGCCUGUUUGGACCCCUGGGCCACACGACCAUCUCCCUCCGGGAAUACAUAUACACACCUGCGCACUCAUAUAUGCGUAGAUGCACACUCGCACUUUCCUUCUUCCAUCGGCAUUUACUGGCGACAUGCCCAUACUUCAGGGCCCCAGUCGGCGUUUAGUCUUUUAGAACGGUGCUGGCCAAUGGCCGACUACAGCAUAGGGUGGCGUUUUUCUUUGUUCUUACCCAAUACCGCACCAAAGAGCAUAGCGGUCGAGGUUGCCGAAGUUGCAGGGUUUUUAGAAUCCCCAUAUCCAUUUGGAGUUGCGAGACUUGUUACCAGGGUGGUUUACAAGCCAUCCCCGUCGUUCUGCCCCUGACUGCCGGAGUAUUGUUGCGUGUGAAAGAUCACGUUAUAGCAUAGACGAGGUAGACCAAUGCACACAGCAUAGUUUGACAGGCCAUGAA
Molecule: messenger RNA, 1213 nt
Organism: Microdochium trichocladiopsis
Lineage: Eukaryota; Fungi; Ascomycota; Sordariomycetes; Xylariales; Microdochiaceae
Exons: 2
Coding region: 284-763 (159 amino acids)
Source: RefSeq, a predicted model, not a curated record